Molecule: messenger RNA, 531 nt
Organism: Brugia malayi
Lineage: Eukaryota; Metazoa; Nematoda; Chromadorea; Rhabditida; Onchocercidae
Exons: 4
Coding region: 1-531 (176 amino acids)
Molecular function (GO): protein binding
Source: RefSeq, a predicted model, not a curated record
AUGGCUCUUGCUGCAGGAAAAGCUGUAACACGUGUAAUGCACAGAUGUGAAGCAGCGAAAGCGUCCGGCUACCUUGAUCUCUCAGAUUGUGGCGUAAUGUAUAUCGCUGAUGCAAUAUACCUUGUGCUGAAAGGGUAUGAAAUUAAUAAAUGCAACCUGAGAAAUAACUCUCUCACCAAAUUUCCUAAGAAAAUGGUUGAACGAUUCAGCAAUAUGACUAUGUUCAAUGUGGAGGGUAAUGCGAUCGAGGAAUUCCCUAUUGAAGUUGGUGAAUGGACUGCAAUGCAGGGAAUGAAUUUAUCGAAUAAUAAAUUAACAACAUUUCCUGUUGGUAUUUUCAACAUGAAACAGCUUACAUACCUUGAUCUUAGCGGCAACAACAUCACCGAAAUAGAUGUUGACCGCCUGUACACAUCUUUACCAAAUUUAACGCAACUAUUGCUAUCUGGCAAUCCUGUGGCAGAAACGAUGAAAACUGAACUGGAAAAUCACAAAAAGAAACCGAAAACAUUGAAAUUGUUACUUAUUUGA